Capsicum annuum is the source of this 2502-nucleotide messenger RNA. RefSeq names its product BTB/POZ domain-containing protein At5g03250. The transcript is spliced from 5 exons. NCBI's taxonomy places the organism in Eukaryota, Viridiplantae, Streptophyta, Magnoliopsida, Solanales, Solanaceae. The record is from RefSeq and is a predicted model, not a curated record. Gene Ontology annotation, molecular function: protein binding. The coding region runs from base 537 to 2372 and encodes 611 amino acids.
GCCGAGAGAUUUCGUCCGAAUUCUUCUUGGCAAAAAAUUAUGUUAUUUGUACAUGAUUAAAAUUAAUACUAUGUAUAUAGUAGAUGUUGAACCUUUUUUGAUUUAUUCAUGUGUUUACUUUUUCAUAUUUGAAACAAGUAAAAAUUCUCCAAAUGCUAAUGGAUAUAUAAACACUAAAUGCAGGCAAAUUUUUCGUUGUGGUGCUACCUGCAGAAACGGAUCUAAUAUCGUAGCACUUAUUCUGAGUGUGGCUGCAUGCACUCAUUGCUUUCAAUUCCAAUUAUAGACACACUUUAUCAAAAAAGAAUUUAAUUAAAAAAAAUGUAUAUGCACACACAUUAACUUUAACAUAAUACCCAAGCCAAUUAUCCCCAUGUUACAUGCCGCUAGAAAACCAGACACCUUUUUCCCAAAUCCUCUUCAUGUUUGUGUAGAUUUGCAGCAGAAAGGAUCAAUUCAGUACAACAAUAAGAAUUUUUUGUUAGUCAUUUAAGACAAACAAUUAUUGCAUUUUACUUUUGACAACAUUUGGAUACAUGGCAUUUGUAAGAAUUGGCUCCAAAUCUGAGGCCUUCCGUCGUGAAGGACAUGCUUGGCAUUGCACAUCAGGCCUUCCCAGUGAUGUUACAAUUGAAAUUGGAGAAAUGUCCUUUUAUCUACACAAGUUCCCAUUGAUAUCAAGAAGUGGACGUCUAGCAACACUAAUUAAAGAAUCAUGCAAUGACGAAGGGUCAGUUAGUGUCCUGCAGCUCAAUGACAUACCUGGUGGUGCUAAAGCAUUUGAGCUAGUAGCCAAAUUUUGUUAUGGUGUCAAAAUAGAACUUUCCCCGUUGAAUAUAGUAAGCCUUAGAUGUGCAUCAGAGUAUCUGGUAAUGACAGAUGAAUAUGGCGAUGAGAAUUUAACUGCACAAACAGAGGGUUUUCUUAAUGAUGUUUUCGGAAAUUGGACAGAUACCAUAAAAGCUCUUGAAACCUGUGAAGAAGUUUUACCACAUGCUGAAGAGCUUCAUAUUGUUUCAAGAUGCAUAAAUUCCUUGGCAAUGAAAGCUUGUACCGAUACAAGGUUGUUUAACUGGCCUGUAUCUGAAAAUGGUCGGGAGGGUACCACAGACGUGGAUGUAUGGAAUGGUAUAUGCACCAGAUCCAAGACACAGCCGAUGACAGAUGAUUGGUGGUAUGAAGACGUGUCGUUCCUUAGCUUACCUCUGUACAAACGGUUGAUUCAGGCAGUUGAAGCCGGAGGAAUGAGACCCGAAAAUGUAGCAGGUGCCCUUGUGUUUUAUGCCAAGAAAUAUAUCCCCUUGAUGAAUAGACAAUCAAGUUUCAAGGAUGCUACUAGCCAUACUAAUAAAUCAGGGUCAACAAUUUCCACUCCAUCAGAGGCCGACCAAAGGGCACUUUUAGAAGAGAUAAUGGAGUUGCUACCAAAUCAGAAAGGAGUAACAGAAACCAGGUUUCUACUCAGGCUGCUCCGUAGCGCUAUGAUGUUACAAGCAAGUCCAUCUUGCAGGGAGAAUUUGGAGAGAAGAGUGGGAUUGCAGUUAGAUCAAGCUGCACUAGAUGACUUGCUAAUACCAAAUAUGGGAUAUUCAGUGGAAACUUUAUAUGACAUAGACUGUUUUCAGAGAAUUCUGGACCAUUUUGUAUCAAUAGAUCAGGCUUCUUCUGCACCUUCUCCAUGUGUUAUGGAAGAAAACCAAUUGAUGGAAGGUUCAAAUUCCUUGACUUCAUUAACAAGGGUGGCAACUCUGGUGGAUUCAUAUCUUUCUGAGGUGGCACCUGAUGUUAACUUCAAGUUCCCGAAAUUUCAGUCUCUUGCUGCUACAAUCCCAGAUUUUGCAAGGCCACUUUCCGAUGGUAUCUAUCGUGCAAUUGAUAUAUAUUUGAAGGCACAUCCUUGGCUCACAGACUCAGAAAGAGAGCAAACCUGCAGACUGAUGAAUUGCCAGAAGCUCUCGUUGGAGGCUUGCACACACGCUGCUCAAAAUGAGAGGCUACCUCUUAGGGUCGUAGUUCAAGUCUUGUUCUUUGAACAACUACGCCUACGGACAUCAAUAUCAGGAUGGUUCUUUGUUUCGGAUAAUCUUGACAACUCUCAAAGUACGAGUCUUCACGGAGGCAACCGAAAUGCAAACACAACAAAUGGUAGAGGAGGAUCAAGUAUCGAUGACAUGAGGAGGCGUGUGGCAGAGCUAGAGAAAGAGUGUAAUAGCAUGAAACAGGAGUUUAAAAAGGUGGUAAAAACAAAGAAAAGGUGGAAUGUGUUUUGUGGAAGAAAAUCUGAAUGUGACUUCAAUUCAGUAAAGCCCACCAAGUUGCACCCGCAACAUGUUAAUGAGCAUAAAAAUCAAAAGAAUGUUGACUCAAAGUGAAGGUGGAUAGAGUUUAUUACUGUGUUUUCUACUUUUAGUGCCAUCAGGACUUCUUUGAGUAUCAUGUAUAAUAUGGUUUGGACUCGUCAUAUUGCUAUUAUGAUCAAGACGAUUCUAGUUAGUAAGUUCA